GUCUCCUGUUCCUCUUGUCAACAGGAGGAGGUAAAGUUCGGAGGCAUGACCAUGGCCCUGCCUGUAGAGCUGAGCUGCCUGCAGGGCGGCGCCGGCGGAGCAGAACGAGAGGCAGCCCUGGCAACCCUGGAGAAACAGCUGAUCUGCCCCAUCUGCCUGGAACUGUUCACCAAGCCGGUGGUCAUUCUGCCCUGCCAGCACAACCUGUGCAGGAAGUGUGCCAAUGAGCUGUACCAGCCGUCACUGUUCCAGGCUCGGACCACUAUGCUGGUGAACAGUGGGCGUUUCCGAUGUCCGUCCUGCAGACAUGAGGUGGUGCUGGAUCGCCACGGUGUCUACGGCCUUCAGCGAAACCUGCUGGUGGAGAACAUCAUUGACAUCUACAAACAGGAAGUCAGCAACGGCACCAAUGCAAGCCCCCUUCCUCUUCCACCUCCUCCUCCUCCUCCUGCAUAUGUGACAUGUUCGGAGCAUGAAGGUGAGAAGGUGAACAUCUACUGCGUCACCUGUCAGGUUCCCACCUGCUCUCUCUGUAAAGUGUUUGGCGCCCAUCAGUCUUGUAAGGUGGCUCCUCUCACAGACGUCUACAAGGAGCACAAGGAUGAGCUGAAUGAAGGCAUCGGUUCUCUGGUGGGGGUCAACGACAGAAUAAAGGACUUGAUCAGCGAGCUGGAGGAGACCAUCCGAAACAUAGAGGAAAACUGCAAGGCCCAGAAACAGAGUGUGUGUGAUUCGUUCAACAACAUGAUGUCCAUCCUGGGAGAGAGACAGAAGGCCAUGACGCAGCAAAUCAGCUCUGAGGAGGAGGAGAAGACGAGUCACAUCCAGGCACUGAUGCACUGCUACAGUGAGAGUGUGGAGACCAACAAUAAACUCAUGGAAAAAGCAGCGAGCAGCAUGGAGGAGCCAGACAUGGCUGCGUUUGUCCAGAGUUCUGGAGAGCUGAUUACAAACGUUGUAGCAGCAAACAGCUCCUGCCCAACGGAGAAACUAGAACCAGGCUAUGAGAACCUGAAACCUUACACCUUUAACUUCGACAGCCAGGAGAGAGCUCUGAGGAGCGUAGACUUUCUCAAAGCUGUGGUGGAUUCACCUGAAGAACCAGAGCCAGAAGAACCCAGUGAGUCAUGUGAACAGAACAAAGAACCAGAGCAUAAUCAGGAAAUAUUUACACAGCAUCUGGGAUCGGAUCUAAAACCUUUACAAGAGACAAUUCCAGAAGACCACACGUCCACCCUGUGUCCACCAGCUCAGGACAUCCUUACAGACUCUGCAGAACCUGCAGAGACACAGCUGGAAACUGAGACCGAUGAGGCAGAGGUGAAUGAUGAAGAGUUGGAUGAGAACACUGAAGAGGAAGAAGAGCAGGAGGAGGAAGAAGAUGAAGAAGAAGAAGAAGCAGAGGAGGAGACGGAGCAGAAGCAGGAGGUGAAGGACGGAGCAGAGACAUAUACAACUCCUGGACCAGUCAAACAGCCAAUCAUCUGUGAACAGCAGGAGGGGAUGAGCACGCUACAGGCUAUCACUCUCAUCUUCUACCUGUUGGCCUUCCUGGUCAUCCUACAGAGGGUGUGGGCUUACAUCGGCUGCUUCAUUUACACAUAGCACCAGCUGAAGACACCGCUGAAUCCGCACUACUGCACAGCUCAGAUGGAGUCUGAGACUAGGUCUGGGUCCGCUCCUCUCUUCUCCCCUCCCACCUCUUCCCCCGUCAUUGAGGCUCCUCGUAGACCCAGAUUCUCCUUCUCCUGGCUGAACCCUGUCAACAAGAAGAAGUGAUGGAAGGAGGGGGAAACGUGUCUGGAGAUGGUACAUUGCUGAGGCCAGGACGACGUGCUUUCAUUUCAUCAAGUCAUUGCUGUUCUGAGAUUAAAAAGACAUGCAGUAACUGGAUCAAAGUCAGAGACUGAAGGCACCACCGCUCUUGAAGACAGAGUGUUGGAUCAAUAAUUCAUUUAAGAAAAAACACAUUUUGUGAAUGCUGACAGAGUAGUAUUUAACGGGGGCUUUUGCCUCUUCAUGUGAAAGGUGUUGUAUGCGUUUUUUACCUUGGCACACAAGAAAUUCCUAAUAGUUGAGGAAGUACUUAGAAAGUAGUACAUCAGUGUUAUAGUCUAGAACUAUAAGAAAUAAAGUUUGGGUAAAAUGAAGAAUUGGAAUAGAAGAUUGUAGAUACAAUCAGACGUGUUGGUAAAAAUAACUUGUGUUAAUAUAUUUUGUAGAUUCUUAAUGUCUUUCUUGAACAAAGCUUACCUUUAACAACACAACAAGUUGCUAUACACUGUGGUGAUUAGAAGGGGGAAAAAGCACAGUCCUCUGGUGUAGUCCAACACUAGAGAUAUUUUUUUGUUGAUUGUUAUAAAACACAAAGAAAUUGUUUGAACAUUGAUAAUAUAAGAUUAUCUUUUUUAUUAAAAAAAAAUCAAUGGUCACUGCAUGAAGCAGAGUGUGAGUUAGAGCACUUUUUGUCAUUUUUUUCCCAGGAAAAAAAAAACUGUGAUUUCAUAUGAUCUCAACCAAAUAAACACGUAACUGUGGUCCCUGAUAUCUGCGAUUGUUUUUGUAGAUUCUGAGACACACACAGUAGGUAUAGUUCGACUGAUUUGUCGGUUUUGUUCGACCGACAAACCUUCAAAAAGAAAUAAUUCAAACAAAGUUUUGGAACUCCAACAAAUCAAGACACCUGUCACAGUGACGUCACUUCAGCAGGGCGGAAUUCGUGAACGGUGAGGAACACAACUUCCUUUUUGUUGGAUGCGCCUUCGAAAUAAAGUUAAUGAAUUACCGUGUUGUGUCCCCAUAGGCGUUAACGUCAAUUGAAUAUUAGAUUAGAAAUGUACAUUUACUGAAAACACAUUUGGUUUUGUUUUUACAAAUCAUGAUGAUUGAUUGAAUGAUUUUAUGACAAAAACCUUUCAAAUUACGAUUUUCUUAACAAGAUAAGAACUUCAAUUUGUGGUUGACAUUGUGGGAUUA
Messenger RNA from Cynoglossus semilaevis (tongue sole), 2976 nucleotides. It is a transcript of the gene trim101, whose product is annotated as tripartite motif containing 101. The record is from RefSeq and is a predicted model, not a curated record. The transcript is spliced from 11 exons. Gene Ontology annotation, cellular component: cytoplasm. Bases 46 to 1605 code for a protein of 519 amino acids. Lineage: Eukaryota; Metazoa; Chordata; Actinopteri; Pleuronectiformes; Cynoglossidae. Gene Ontology annotation, molecular function: zinc ion binding. Gene Ontology annotation, biological process: regulation of microtubule cytoskeleton organization.